CUGUCCUUUCGUCCCCAUCCAGUUUGAAGAGCGGCCGGAGUGUGGGCUGCUGGUGGGCAGCCUGCUGGUCCUGGGCCCUCGGAGGGAGGUGAGACCCGGCAGCCCCCACCCCCACAGCCUGUGCCCCGGCCUGUGUGCUGCCCAGAGCUCCCAUAGAGAGAGGUCCCCGCCGCCACCCUCAUGGAUCAGCCCCAGUUCAGCGGGGCGCCCCGCUUUCUCACCCGGCCCAAGGCCUUUGUCGUAUCGGUGGGCAAGGAUGCCACGCUCAGCUGCCAGAUCGUGGGUAAUCCCACGCCACAGGUGAGCUGGGAGAAGGAUCAGCAGCCGGUGGCGGCGGGCGCGCGCUUCCGUCUGGCCCAGGAUGGCGACCUGUACCGCCUCACUAUCCUGGACCUGGCGCUGGGCGACAGUGGGCAGUACGUGUGCCGCGCGCGCAAUGCCAUAGGCGAGGCCUUCGCGGCCGUGGGCUUGCAGGUGGACGCGGAGGCUGCGUGCGCAGAGCAGGCGCCGCACUUCCUGCUGCGGCCCACGUCCAUCCGCGUGCGCGAGGGCUCAGAGGCCACGUUCCGCUGCCGCGUGGGUGGCUCCCCGAAGCCCGCGGUGAGCUGGUCCAAGGACGGGCGGCGCCUGGGGGAGCCCGACGGCCCCCGCGUGCGCGUGGAGGAGCUCGGCGAGGCGAGUUCACUGCGCAUUCGGGCGGCGCGGCCGCGCGACGGCGGCACUUACGAGGUCCGCGCGGAGAACCCGCUGGGCUCCGCCAGCGCCGCAGCUGCGCUCGUGGUGGACUCGGAUGCCGCGGACACAGCCGGCCCGCCGGGAACCUCCACGGCCGCGCUCCUGGCGCACCUGCAGCGGCGGCGCGAAGCCAUGCGUGCCGAGGGCGCCCCCGCCUCGCCGCCCUGCACCGGCACGCGCACCUGCACGGUGACCGAAGGCAAGCACGCGCGCCUCAGCUGCUACGUGACCGGCGAGCCCAAGCCCGAGACGGUGUGGAAGAAGGACGGCCAGCUGGUGACCGAGGGCCGGCGCCACGUGGUGUACGAGGACGCUCAGGAGAACUUCGUGCUCAAGAUCCUCUUCUGCAAGCAGUCAGACCGCGGCCUCUACACUUGCACGGCGUCCAAUCUUGUGGGGCAGACCUACAGCUCCGUGCUGGUCGUAGUGCGCGAGCCCGCGGUUCCCUUCACGAAGCGGCUGCAGGAUCUGGAGGUGCGGGAGAAGGAGUCGGCCACGUUCCUGUGCGAGGUGCCCCAGCCGUCCACCGAGGCCGCGUGGUUCAAGGAGGAGACGCGGCUGUGGGCGAGCGCCAAGUACGGCAUCGAGGAGGAGGGCACCAAGCGCCGGCUGACCGUGCGCAACGUCUCGGCCGACGACGACGCGGUGUACAUCUGCGAGACGCGGGAGGGCAGCCGCACCGUGGCGGAGCUCGCCGUCCAAGGAAACCUUCUCCGAAAGCUCCCUCGGAAGACGGCGGUGCGCGUGGGCGACACGGCCAUGUUUUGCGUGGAGCUGGCGGUCCCGGUGGGCCCCGUCUGCUGGCUGCGGAACCAGGAGGAAGUGGUGGCCGGGGGCCGCGUGGUCAUCUCUGCGGAGGGCACGCGCCACACACUGACCAUCUCCCAGUGUUGCCUGGAGGAUGUGGGCGAGGUGGCCUUUAUGGCUGGCGACUGUCGGACGUCCACCCAGUUCUGCGUGGCGGCCCCCAGGAAGCCUCCUCUGCAGCCCCCUGCGGAUCCAAUGGUGAAGGCCAAGACGGAGAGUUCUGUGACCCUCAGCUGGUCCCCACCACCCCAGGGGGAGUGCCCUGUCGCCAUUGAUGGCUACCUGGUGGAGAAGAAGCAGCUUGGCACCUAUACCUGGAGCCGGUGCCACGAGGCUGAAUGGGUGGCCACACCUGAGCUGAUCGUGACGAAUGUGGCCGAGGAGGGGGACUUUCAGUUCCGAGUCUCAGCUCUCAACAGCUUUGGUCAGAGUCCCUACCUCGAGUUCCCAGGGACCGUCCACCUGGCCCCCCAGCUGGCGGUGAGGACACCGCUGAAGGCAGUGCAGGCAGUGGAGGGUGGCGAGGUCACCUUCUCCGUGGACCUCACGGUGGCCUCAGCGGGUGAGUGGUUCCUGGACGGGCAGGCCCUGAAGGCCAGCAGUGUGUACGAGAUCCGCUGUGACCGCACCCGGCACAUGCUCACCAUCCGGGAGGUGCCCGCCAGCCUGCACGGGGCACAGCUCAAGUUCGUGGCCAACGGCAUUGAGAGCAGCAUCCGUAUGGAGGUUCGGGCGGCACCAGGGCUGAGUGCCAACAAGCCACCAGCCGCAGCUGCCCGGGAGGUGCUGGCUCGGCUGCAUGAGGAGGCACAGCUGCUGGCCGAGCUGUCAGACCAGGCUGUGGCUGUGACGUGGCUGAAGGACGGUUGCACGCUGCCCCCGGGCCCCAAGUAUGAGGUGCAGGCUUCGGCCGGGCGGCGGGUGCUGCUUGUGCGAGAUGUGGCCCAGGACGAUGCCGGCCUCUACGAGUGCGUCAGCCGCGGGGGCCGCAUUGCCUACCAGCUGUCCGUGCAAGGCCUCGCGCGCUUUCUGCACAAGGACAUGGCGGGCAGCUGUGUGGAUGCGGUGGCUGGUGGCCCGGCGCAGUUCGAGUGUGAGACUUCGGAGGCCCACGUCCGCGUGCGCUGGUACAAGGAUGGCGUGGAGCUGGGCCGCUCCGGUGAGCGCUUCUUGCAGGAGGACGUGGGGACGCGGCACCGGCUGGUGGCAGCCAUGGUCACCAGGCAGGAUGAGGGCACCUACUCCUGCCAUGUGGGCGAGGACUCUGUGGACUUCCGGCUCUGCGUCUCUGAGCCCAAGGCAGUGUUUGCCAAGGAGCAGCCGGCACGCAGGGAGGUGCAGGCCGAGGCGGGGGCCAGCGCCACGCUGAGCUGCGAGGUGGCCCAGGCCCAGACGGAGGUGAUGUGGUACAAGGAUGGGAAGAAGCUGAGCACCAGCUCGAAAGUGCACGUGGAGGCCGCGGGCUGCACGCGGAGGCUGGUGCUGCAGCAGGCGGGCCAGGCGGACGCCGGGGAGUACAGCUGCGAGGCCGGGGGCCAGAGGGUCUCCUUCGGCCUGCACGUGGCAGAGCCCAAGGCAAUGUUUGCAAAGGAGCAGCUGGCACACAGGAAGCUGCAGGUGGAGGUGGGGGCCAGUGCCAUGCUGAGCUGCGAGGUGGCCCAGGCCCAGACAGAGGUGACGUGGUACAAGGAUAGGAAGAAGCUGAGAUCUGGCUCAAAAGUGCGUGUGGAGGCCGCGGGCUGCAUGCGGAGGCUGGUGGUGCAGCAGGUGGGCCAGGCGGAUGCUGGGGAGUACAGCUGCGAGGCUGGGGGCCAGCGGCUCUCCUUCCGUCUGGACAUCAAAGAGCCCAAGGUGGUGUUUGCCAAGGACCAAGUGUCAUGCAGGGAGGUGCAGGCCGAGGCGGGGGCCAGCACCACGCUGAGCUGCGAGGUGGCCCAGGCCCAGACGGAGGUGACGUGGUACAAGGACGGGAAGAAGCUGAGCGCCAGCUCGAAAGUGUGCGUGGAGGUCAAAGGCUGCACACGGAGGCUGGUGGUGCAGCAGGUGGGCAAAGCAGAUGCUGGGGAGUACAGCUGUGAGGCCGGGGGACAGAGGGUCUCCUUCCGCCUGCACGUCACAGAGCCCAAGGCGGUGUUUGCCAAGGAGCAGUUGGUGCAUAGUGAGGUGCAGGCCGAGGCGGGGGCCAACGCCACGCUGAGCUGUGAGGUGGCCCAGGCCCAGACGGAGGUGACGUGGUACAAGGAUGGAAAGAAGCUGAGCUCCAGCUCGAAAGUGCGCGUGGAGGUCAAAGGCUGCACACGGAGGCUGGUGGUGCAGCAGGUGGGCCAGGCGGACGCCGGGGAGUACAGCUGUGAGGCCGGGGGACAGAGGGUCUCCUUCCACCUGCACGUCACAGAGCCCAAGGCAGUGUUUGCGAUGGAGCAGUCAGUGCAUAACGAGGUGCAGGCUGAGGCGGGGGCCAGUGCCACACUGAGCUGUGAGGUGGCCCAGGCCCAGACAGAGGUGAUGUGGUACAAGGAUGGGAAGAAGCUGAGCUCCAGCUCAAAAGUGCACGUGGAGGCCACGGGCUGCAGGCGGCAGCUGGUGGUACAACAGGCAGGCCAGGCAGAUGCGGGGGAGUACAGCUGCGAGGCCGGGGGACAGCGAGUCUCCUUCUACUUGGAUGUUUCAGAGCCCAAGGCGGUGUUUGCCAAGGAGCAGCCGGCACGCAGGGAGGUGCAGGCCGAGGCGGGGGCCAGCGCCACGCUGAGCUGCGAGGUGGCCCAGGCCCAGACAGAGGUGACGUGGUACAAGGACGGGAAGAAGCUGAGCGCCAGCUCGAGAGUGCACGUGGAGGCCGCGGGCUGCACGCGGAGGCUGAUGGUGCAGCAGGCGGGCCAGGCGGACGCCGGGGAGUACAGCUGCGAGGCCGGGGGCCAGAGGGUCUCCUUCCGCCUACACGUGGCAGAGCCCAAGGCGGUGUUUGCCAAGGAGCAGCCGGCACGCAGGGAGGUGCAGGCCGAGGCGGGGGCCAGCGCUACGCUGAGCUGCGAGGUGGCCCAGGCCCAGACGGAGGUGACGUGGUACAAGGACGGGAAGAAGCUGAGCGCCAGCUCGAAAGUGCGCAUAGAGGCCGCGGGCUGCACGCGGAGGCUUGUGGUGCAGCAGGCGGGCCAGGCAGACGCCGGGGAGUACAGCUGUGAGGCCGGGGGCCAGAGGGUCUCCUUCCGCCUGCACGUGGCAGAGCCCAAGGCGGUGUUUGCCAAGGAGCAGCCGGCACGCAGGGAGGUGCAGGCCGAGGCGGGGGCCAGCGCCACGCUGAGCUGCGAGGUGGCCCAGGCCCAGACGGAGGUGACGUGGUACAAGGACGGGAAGAAGCUGAGCUCCAGCUCGAGAGUGCGCGUGGAGGCUGUGGGCUGCACGCGGAGGCUGGUGGUGCAGCAGGCGGACCAGGCGGACGCCGGGGAGUACAGCUGUGAGGCUGGGGGCCAGAGGCUGUCCUUCCGCCUGCACGUGGCAGAGCCCAAGGCGGUGUUUGCCAAGGAGCAGCCGGCACGCAGGGAGGUGCAGGCCGAGGCGGGGGCCAUUGCCACGCUGAGCUGCGAGGUGGCCCAGGCCCAGACGGAGGUGAUGUGGUACAAGGACGGGAAGAAGCUGAGCGCCAGCUCGAGAGUGCACGUGGAGGCCGCGGGCUGCACGCGGAGGCUGGUGGUGCAGCAGGCAGGCCAGGAGGACGCCGGGGAGUACAGCUGCGAGGCCGGGGGCCAGAGGGUCUCCUUCCGCCUGCACGUGGCAGAGCCCAAAGCGGUGUUUGCCAAGGAGCAGCCGGCACGCAGGGAGGUGCAGGCCGAGGCGGGGGCCAUUGCCACGCUGAGCUGCAAGGUGGCCCAGGCCCAGACGGAGGUGACGUGGUACAAGGACGGGAAGAAGCUGAGCUCCAACUCGAAAGUGCGCGUGGAGGCUGCGGGCUGCACGCGGAGGCUGGUGGUGCAGCAGGCGGGCCAGGCAGACACCGGGGAGUACAGCUGUGAGGCCGGGGGCCAGAGGGUCUCCUUCCGCCUGCACGUGGCAGAGCCCAAAGCGGUGUUUGCCAAGGAGCAGCUGGCAUGCAGGGAGGUGCAGGCCGAGGCGGGGGCCAGCGCCACGCUGAGCUGCGAAGUGGCCCAGGCCCAGACGGAGGUGACGUGGUACAGGGACGGGAAGAAGCUGAGCUCUAACUCGAAAAUGCGCAUGGAGGCCGCAGGCUGCACGCGGAGGCUGGUGGUGCAGCAGGCGGGCCAGGCAGACGCCGGGGAGUACAGCUGCGAGGCUGGGGGCCAGAGGGUCUCCUUCGGCCUGCACGUGGCAGAGCCGGAGCCCCUCAUUUCAGAGAGACCCGGCCGCAGGGAGCCUCUGGUGGUCAAGGAGCAUGAAGACAUUGUGCUGACUGCCACGCUGGCCACACCCUCUGUGGCUGCGGUGACUUGGCUCAAGGAUGGCGUGGAGAUUCGCCGCAGCAAGCGGCAUGAGACAGCCAGCCACGGGAACAGCCACACCCUGACUGUGCGUGGCGCCCAGGUGCUGGACAGCGCAGUCUACAGUUGCCGCGUGGGCACAGAGGGGCAGGACUUUCCCGUGCAGGUGGAAGAGGUGGCUGCCAGGUUCUGCCGGCCGCUGGAGCCCGUGUCUGGUGAGCUGGGCGGUGCGGUGACGCUGGCCUGCGAGCUGAGCCCGGCGUGUGCAGAGGUGGUGUGGCGCUGCGGUAGCACGCAGCUUCGGGCGGGCAAGCGCUUCCAGAUGGCGGCCGAGGGGCCCGUGCGCUCGCUCACUGUGUUGGGGCUGCGUGCCGAGGACGCCGGGGAGUACGUGUGCGAGAGCCGUGACGACCGCACCAGGGCACAGCUCACUGUCAGCGUGCCCCGAGUGGCGAAGUUUACGUCCGGGCUGAGCGCCGUGGUCGCAGAGGAGGGCCGCGAGGCCACCUUCCAGUGUGUGGUGUCCCCCAGUGACGUGGCAGUCGUGUGGUUUCGGGACGGUGCGCUGCUGCAGCCCAGCGAGAAGUUUGCCAUAUCCCAGAGUGGCGCCAGCCGCAGCCUGACCAUCUCAAGCCUGCUGCUGGAGGACGCAGGCCAGAUCACCGCGGAGGCUGAAGGUGCCUCAUCCUCAGCUGCCCUGAGGGUCCGAGAGGCACCCGUGCUGUUCAGGAAGAAGCUGGAGCCGCAGACGGUGGAGGAGCGGAGCUCAGUGACCCUGGAGGUGGAGCUGACGCGGCCCUGGCCCGAGCUGAGGUGGACGCGGAACGCCGUGGCCCUGGUGCCGGGAAAGAACGUGGAGAUCCACGCCGAGGGCGCCCGCCACCGCCUGGUUCUGCACAACGUAGGUUUUGCCGACCGUGGCUUCUUUGGCUGCGAGACCCCCGACGACAAGACGCAGGCCAAACUCACCGUGGAGAUGCGUCAGGUACGGCUGGUCCGGGGCCUGCAGGCAGUGGAAGCGCAGGAGCAGGGCACAGCUACCAUGGAGGUGCAGCUGUCGCACGCAGACGUGGAGGGCAGCUGGACUCGGGACGGUCUGCGGCUCCAGCUGGGGCCCACGUGCCACCUGGCUGCGCGGGGUCCCACGCACACACUCACGCUCUCUGGGCUGCGGCCUGAGGACAGUGGCCUGGUGGUCUUCAAGGCAGAAGGCGUGCACACAUCGGCACAGCUCGUGGUCACUGAGCUGCCCGUGAGCUUCAGCCGCCCACUGCAGGACGUGGUAACCACCGAGAAGGAGAAGGUUACCCUGGAGUGCGAGCUGUCUCGUCCUACUGUGGAUGUGCGCUGGCUGAAGGACGGUGUGGAGCUGCGGGCUGGCAAGACAGUGGGCAUCGCGGCCCAGGGCGCCUGCAGGAGCCUCACUAUUUACCGGUGCGAGUUCACAGAUCAGGGCACGUAUGUGUGUGAUGCCCAUGACGCCCAGAGCUCCGCCUCUGUGAAGGUGCAAGGCCGCAGCAUCCAGAUCGUGAGGCCCCUGGAGGACGUGGAAGUGAUGGAGAAGGACGGGGCCACCUUCUCCUGCGAGGUCUCCCACGAUGACGUGCCUGGCCAGUGGUUCCGGGAGGGCAGCAAACUUCGUCCCAGCGAGAACGUGCGCAUCCGCCAGGAAGGAAGGACAUACACACUCAUUUAUCGGAGGGUCCUGGCAGAAGAUGCAGGAGAGAUCAAAUUUGUAGCCGAAAAUGCAGAAUCGCAAGCCCAGCUCCGAGUGAAGGAGCUGCCAGUGACCCUCGUGCGCCCGCUGCGGGACAAGAUCGCCAUGGAGAAGCACCGCGGCGUGCUGGAGUGUCAGGUGUCCCGGGCCAGCGCCCAGGUGCGGUGGUUCAAGGGCGGUCGGGAGCUGCAGCCCGGGCCCAGGUAUGAGCUGGUCAGUGAUGGCCUCUACCGCAAGCUGGUGAUCAGUGACGUCCAGCCGGAGGACGAGGACACCUACACCUGCGACGCUGGUGAUGUGCAGACCAGCGCACAGCUCUUUGUGGAAGAGCAGUCCAUCACCAUCGUGCGGGGUCUGCAGGACGUGACGGUGAUGGAGCCCGCCCCUGCCUGGUUUGAGUGUGAGACCUCCAUCCCCUCAGUGCGGCCACCUAAGUGGCUCCUGGGGAAGACGGUGCUGCAGGACGGGGGAAACGUGGGCCUGGAGCAGGAGGGCACGGUGCACCGGCUGACGCUGCGGCGGACCUGCUCCACCAUGACCGGGCCCGUGCACUUCACCAUCGGCAAGUCCCGCUCCUCUGCCCGCCUGGUGGUCUCAGACAUUCCUGUCAUCCUCGCACGGCCGUUGGAGCCCAAGACGGGCCGUGAGCUGCAGUCCGUGGUCCUGUCCUGCGACUUCCGGCCGCCCCCCAAGGCUGUGCAGUGGUACAAGGGUGACACGCCCCUGUCUCCCUCUGAGAAGUUCAAGAUGAGCCUGGAGGGUCAGAUGGCCGAGCUGCGCAUCCUCCGGCUGGUGCCUGCUGAUGCUGGUGUCUACCGGUGCCAGGCGGGCAGUGCCCACAGCAGCACUGAGGUCACCGUAGAAGCACGGGAGGUGGCAGUGACAGAGCCGCUGCAGGACGUGGAGGUCACGGAGCAGGGCCAGGCCAGCUUCUCCUGUGAGCUGUCCCAUGAGGACGAGGAGGUCGAGUGGUCGCUCAACGGGACACCCCUGUACAACGACAGCUUCCACGAGAUCUCCCACAAGGGCCGGCACCACAGCCUGGUGCUGAAGAGCGUCAGGAGGGCCGACGCGGGCACGGUGCGCGCCUCCUCCCGCAAGGUGUCCACCUCCGCCCGCCUGGAGGUCCGAGCAAAGCCGGUCGUGUUCCUGAAGGCUCUGGACGACCUGUCCGCUGAGGAGCGCGGCACCCUGGCCCUGGAGUGUGAGGUCUCUGACCCCGAGGCCCCUGUGGUGUGGCGCAAAGACGGCGUGCAGCUGGGCCCCGGCGACAAGUAUGACUUCCUGCACACGGCGGGCACACGGGGGCUCGUGGUGCACGACCUGAGCCCUGAGGAUGCCGGCCUGUACACCUGCCACGUGGGCACCGAGGAGACCCGGGCCCGGGUCAGCGUGCACGACCUGCAUGUGGGCAUCACCAAGAGGCUGAAGACAGCGGAGGUGCUGGAGGGGCAGAGCUGCAGCUUCGAGUGCGUCCUGUCUCAUGAGAGCACCAGCGACCCGGCCACGUGGACAGUCAGCGGGAAGACGGUGGGCAGCUGCAGCCGCUUCGAGGCCACACGGCAGGGCCGAAAAUACGUGCUGGUGGUCCGGGAGGCUGCGCUGAGCGACGCUGGGGAGGUGGUCUUCUCUGUGCGGGGCCUCACCUCCAAGGCCUCACUCAUCGUCAAAGAGAGGCCAGUGGUCAUCACGAAGCCCCUGGAAGACCAGCGGGCGGCGCCAGGGGAGGACGUGGAGCUGCGCUGUGAGCUGUCGCGGGCGGGCACCCCCGUGCGCUGGCUGAAGGAUGGGAAGGCCAUCCGCAAAAGCCAGAAGUAUGACGUGGUCUGCAAGGACACGAUGGCCACGCUGGUUGUCCGUGGAGCCUCACUCAAGGAUGUGGGCGAGUACACGUGUGAGGUGGAGGCUUCCAAGAGCACAGCCAGACUCCGCGUGGAAGAAAAAGCAAACCGCUUCACAGAGGAGCUGGCCGACCUGCAGGUGGAGGAGACGGGCACAGCUGUAUUCACGUGCAAGACGGAGCGCCCCGCAGCCACCGUGACCUGGCGCAAGGGCCCCUUGGAGCUUCAGGCCUCAGGGAAGCACCAGCUCAGCCAGGAGGGCCUGACCCUUCGGCUCACCAUCAGCGCCCUGGAGAAGGCAGACAGCGACACCUACACCUGCGACAUCAGCCAGGCCCGGACCCAGGCCCGGCUCCUGGUGCAAGGCCGGCGGGUGCACGUCAUCGAGGACCUGGAGGACGCGGAUGUGCGGGAGGGCUCCUCGGCCACCUUCCGUUGCCGGAUCUCCCCUGCCAACUACGAGCCUGUGCACUGGUUCCUGGACAGGACACCCCUGCAUACGAAUGAACUCAAUGAGAUCGAGGCCCAGCCCGGGGGCUACCAUGUGUUGACGCUGCGGCAGCUGGCGCUCAAGGACUCCGGCACCAUCUACUUUGAGGCGGGUGACCAGCGGGCCUCGGCUGCCCUGAGGGUCACUGAGAAGCCAAGCGUCUUCUCCCGGGAGCUCGCAGAUGCCACGGUCACAGAGGGCGAGGACUUGACCCUGGCGUGCGAGACCAGUACCCGCGACAUCCCCGUGCGCUGGACGAAGGACGGGAAGACCCUGCGGCCGUCCGCCCGCUGCCAGCUGAGCCACGAGGGCCACCGGGCCCAGCUGCUCAUCACCGGGGCCGCCCUGCAGGACAGCGGACGCUACAAGUGUGAGGCUGAGGGCGCCUGCAGCAGCUCCAUCGUCAGGGUGCAUGCCCGGCCGGUGCGGUUCCAGGAGGCCCUGAAGGACCUGGAGGUGCUGGAGGGCGGUGCUGCCACACUGCGCUGCGUUCUGUCAUCUGUGGCCGCACCUGUGAAGUGGCGCUGCGGGGACAGUGUCCUGAGGCCAGGUGACAAAUACAGCCUACGCCAGGAGGGCACCAUGCUGGAGCUGGUGGUUCGGGACCUGCGGCCGCAGGACAGUGGGCUAUACUCAUGCUCCUUCGGGGACCAGACCACUUCUGCCACCCUGACAGUGACAGCUCUGCCUGCUCAGUUCAUUGGGAAACUGAGGAACAAGGAGGCCACGGAAGGGACCACGGCCACGCUGCAGUGUGAGCUGAGCAAGGCGGCCCCCGUGGAGUGGAGAAAGGGGUCUGAGACCCUUAGAGAUGGGGACAGAUACUGCCUGAGGCAGGUCGGGGCCGUGUGUGAGCUGCAGAUCCGUGGCCUGGCUGUGGUGGACGCCGGGGAGUACUCGUGUGUGUGUGGGGAGCAGAGGACCUCUGCCGUGCUCACUGUCAGGGCCAUACCUGCCCACUUCAUAGGAAGACUGAGACACCAAGAGGCCACGGAAGGGGCCACGGCCACGCUGCGGUGUGAGCUGAGCAAGGCGGCCGCCGUGGAGUGGAGGAAGGGGCGCGAGAGCCUCAGAGACGGGGACAGACACAGCCUGAGGCAGGAUGGGGCCGUAUGUGAGCUGCAGAUCUGUGGCUUGGCCGUGGCGGAUGCUGGGGAGUACUUGUGCGUGUGUGGGGAGGAGAGGACCUCUGCCAUGCUCACCGUAAAGGCCCUGCCGGCCAGGUUCACAGGGGGUCUGAGGAAUGAAGAGGCCAUGGAAGGGGCCACAGCCACGCUGCGGUGUGAACUGAGCAAGGCAGCCCCUGUGGAGUGGAGGAAGGGGCCUAAGAACCUCAGAGAUGGGGACAGACACAUCCUGAGGCAGGAGGGGAUGAGGUGUGAACUGCAGAUCUGUGGCCUGGCCAUGGCGGAUGCCGGGGAGUACUCGUGCGUGUGUGGGCAGGAGAGGACAUCGGCCACGCUCACUGUCAGGGCCCUGCCUGCCAGGUUCAUAGAAGAUGUGAGAAACCAAGAGGCCAGAGAAGGGGCCACGGCCACGCUGCGGUGUGAGCUGAGCAAGGCGGCCCCCGUGGAGUGGAGGAAGGGGUCUGAGAGCCUCAGAGAUGGGGACAGAUACAGCCUGAGGCGGGACGGGACCAGGUGUGAGCUGCAGAUCCGUGGGCUGUCCGUGGCAGACACUGGGGAGUACUCGUGCGUGUGUGGACAGGAGAGGACUUCGGCCACUCUCACCGUUAGGGCUCUACCCAUCAAGUUCACAGAGGGUCUGAGGAACAAAGAGGCCACAGAAGGGGCCACGGCCACACUGCAGUGUGAGCUGAGCAAGAUGGCCCCCGUGGAGUGGCAGAAGGGGCAUGAGACCCUCAGAGAUGGAGACAGACACAGCCUGAGACAGGACGGGGUCAGGUGUGAGCUGCAGAUCCGUGGCCUGGUGGUGGAGGACGCUGGGGAGUACCUGUGCAUGUGCGGGAAGGAGAGGACCUCGGCCACACUCACCGUCAGGGCCCUGCCUUCCAAGUUCACAGAGGGUCUGAGGAAUGAAGAGGCCACAGAAGGGGCCACGGCCAUGCUGCAGUGUGAGCUGAGCAAGGCGGCCCCCGUGGAGUGGAGGAAGGGGUCUGAGAGCCUCAGAGAUGGGGACAGAUACAGCCUGAGGCGGGACGGGACCAGGUGUGAGCUGCAGAUCCGUAGGCUGUCUGUGGCGGACACUGGAGAAUACUUGUGUGUGUGCGGGCAGGAGAGGACAUCGGCCACGCUCACCGUCAGGGCCCUGCCUCCCAGAUUCACUCAAGAUCUGAAGUCCAUGGAGGCCUCAGAAGGGACCACGGCUGUGCUGCAGUGUGAGCUGAGCAAGGUGUCCCCUGUGGAGUGGAAGAAGGGUCCUGAGACCCUCAGAGAUGGGAGCAGAUACAGCCUGAAGCAGGAUGGAACAAGGUGUGAGCUGCACAUCCACAGCCUGGCUGUGGCUGAUGCUGGGGAAUACUCGUGUGUGUGUGAACAAGAGAAGACCUCAGCCAUGCUCACCGUCAGGGCCCUGCCUGCCAGGUUCACAGAGGGUCUGAGGAAUGAAGAGGCCAUGGAAGGGGCCACAGCCACACUGCAAUGUGAGCUGAGCAAGGCAGCCCCUGUGGAGUGGAGGAAGGGCCUCGAGGCUCUCAGAGAUGGGGACAGAUACAGCCUGAGACAGGACGGGGCCAUGUGUGAGCUGCAGAUUCACAGCCUGGCUAUGGCAGAUACUGGGGUGUACUCAUGUGUGUGUGGGCAGGAGAGGACCUCAGCUACACUCACUGUCAGGGCCCUGCCUGCCAGAUUCAUAGAGGAUGUGAGAAGCCAGAAGGCCACAGAAGGGGCUACAGUCACCCUGCAAUGUGAGCUGAGCAAGGCGGCUCCUGUGGAGUGGAGAAAGGGGCCCAACACCCUCACAGAUGGGGACAGACACAGCCUGAGGCAGGAUGGGACCAGGUGUGAGCUGCAGAUUCGUGGCCUGGUCAUAGCAGAUGCUGGAGAAUACUCGUGCAUAUGUGGGCAGGAGAGGACCUCAGCCACGCUCACCGUCAGGGCCCUGCCUGCGAGAUUCAUAGAAGAUGUGAGAAACCAAGAGGCCAGAGAAGGGGCCACGGUUGUACUGCAGUGUGAGCUGAGCAAGGCAGCCCCCGUGGAAUGGAGGAAGGGGUCUGAGACUCUCAGAGAUGGAGACAGAUACAGCCUGAGGCAGGAUGGGACGAGGUGUGAGCUGCAGAUUCGUGGCCUGGCUAUGGAGGACACUGGAGAGUAUUUGUGUGUGUGUGGACAGGAGAGGACCUCAGCUACACUCACUGUCAGGGCCCUGCCUGCCAAAUUUAUAGACAACAUGACAAACCAGGAGGCCACAGAAGGGGCCAUGGCCACGCUGUGGUGUGAACUGAGCAAGGCGGCCCCUGUGGAGUGGAGGAAGGGACCUGAAACCCUCCGAGAUGGGGACAGAUACAGCCUGAGGCAAGACGGGACCAGGUGUGAGCUGCAGAUUCGUGGUCUGGCUGUGGCAGAUGCUGGGGAGUACUCAUGUGUGUGUGGGCAGGAGAGGACCUCAGCCACACUCACCAUCAGGGCCCUGCCUGCCAAGUUCACAAAGGGUCUGAGGAAUGAAGAGGCCACAGAAGGGGCCAUGGUCAUGCUGCGGUGUGAACUGAGCAAGGCGGCCCCUGUGGAGUGGAGGAAGGGACCUGAACUCCUCAGAGAUGGGGACAGACACAGCCUGAGGCAGGACGGGUCCAGGUGUGAGCUUCAGAUCCGUGGCCUGGCUGUGGCAGAUGCCGGGGAGUACUCAUGCAUGUGCGGGCAGGAGAGGACCUCAGCUAUGCUGACUGUCAGGGCCCUGCCUGCCAGGUUCAUAGAAGACGUGAGAAGCCAGGAGGCCAGAGAAGGGACCACGGCCACGCUGCAGUGUGAGCUGAGCAAGGCGGCCCCCGUGGAGUGGAGGAAGGGGUCUGAGAGCCUCAGAGAUGGGGGCAGAUACAGCCUGAGGCAGGACGGGACCAGGUGUGAGCUGCAGAUCCGAGGGCUGUCUGUGGCAGACACUGGGGAGUACUCGUGUGUGUGCGGGCAGGAGAGGACAUCGGCCAUGCUCACUGUCAAGGCCCCACAGCCCGUGUUCCGGGAGCCGCUGCAGAGUCUUCAGGUGGAGGAGGGCUCCAGUGCCAGCCUGCAGUGUGCGCUGUCUGAGCCCGCCGCUGCGGUGGUCUGGAGCAAGGGCGGCCUGGAGCUGCAGGCCGACGGGCGCCGGGAGCCACGGCUUCGGGGCUGCAUGGCGGAGCUGGUGUUGCGGGACCUGCUGCGUGAAGACGCCGGCGAGUACACCUGCACCUGUGGCUCCCAGAGCACCAGCGCCACCCUCACCGUCACAGCGGCACCUGUGCAGUUCCUCCAAGAGCUGCAGCCCCAGGAGGUGGACGAGGGAGACACGGCGCACCUGCGCUGUGAGCUGAGCCAGGCGGGUGCCAGCAUGGAGUGGCGCAAGGGCUCCCUGCAGCUCUUCCCUUGUGCCAAGUACCAGAUGGUUCAGGACGGGGCCGCUGCGGAGUUGCUGGUACGCGGUGUGGAGCAGGAGGACGCGGGUGACUACACGUGCGACACGGGUCACAUGCAGAGCACAGCCAGCCUCUCCGUUCGUGUCCCCAGGCCCAAGUUCAAGACCCGGCUGCAGAGCCUGGAGCAGCAGACGGGUGCCGUAGCCCGGCUGUGCUGUCAGCUGAGCGACGCAGACCCGGGGGCCACGGUGCAAUGGCUCAAGGAGGGCAUGGAGCUGCACGCGGGCCCCAAGUAUGAGAUGAGGAGCCAGGGGGCCAUGCGGGAGCUGCUGAUCCACCAACUGGAGGCAAAGGACACGGGCGAGUAUGCCUGCGUGACAGGUGGCCAGAAAACCUCUGCCUCCCUCAGGGUCACAGAGCCCGAAGUGACCAUUGUGCGGGGGCUGGUUGACGCGGAGGUGCUGGCCGACGAGGAUGUUGAGUUCAGCUGCGAAGUGUCCCAGGCUGGAGCCACAGACGUGCAGUGGUGCCUGCAGGGCCUGCUGCUGCAAAGCAACGAGGUGACAGAGGUGGCCACGCGGGAUGGCCGAGUCCACAUCCUGCGGCUGAAGGGUGUGACGCCUGAGGACGCCGGCACUGUCUCCUUCCACGUGGGCGGCCAUGCUUCCUCCGCCCAGCUCACUAUCAGAGCUCCUGAGGUGACCAUCCUGGAGCCCCUGCAGGACGUGCAGCUCAGCGAGGGCCAGGAUGCCAGCUUCCAGUGCCGGCUAUCCAGAGCGUCAGGCCAGGAAGCCCGCUGGGCUUUAGGAGGCGUGCCCCUGCAGGCCAACGAGAUGAACGACAUCGCUGUGGAACAGGGCACACUCCACCUGCUCACCCUGCACAAGGUGACCCUUGAGGAUGCUGGAACUGUCAGCUUCCACGUGGGCACAUGUAGCUCCGAGGCCCAGCUGAAAGUCACAGAGGCAGCGCCGUGCCUGGUACGUGGCUUGCAGAAUGUGGAUGUCUUCGCGGGGGAGGUGGCCACGUUCUCCUGUGAGGUGUCUCACGCGGGUGGGCCGGAGGCCCGCUGGUGGCUGGAUGGGACCCUGCUACAGGAUGGCCCCCAAAGCGCCAUCGCUGUGCGUGAAGGGACUUUUCACUCCCUCACGCUCUCAGGCCUGGGGGUGGCCGACUCCGGCACCAUCACUUUCCGCGCAGGGGCCCUGGUCUCCAUGGCCAAGUUGUUGAUCAAAGAUCCUGUGGUGGAGGUGGUCAGUGCCAUGCAGGACCUGGCUGUGGAGGAGGGCGGCUCGGCCGAGCUCCUCUGCCAGUACUCACGGCCUGUGCAGGCCACGUGGAAGACGGACGAGCGGGAGGUGCGUGCGGAUGGGCGCCGUGUCAUCAUAGAGCAGGACUGGAACGUGGCCAGGCUGACCUUCAGGCCGGCCUUGCCCUGUGACAGUGGCAUCUAUUCUUGUGAGGCUGCGGGCACCCGCGUAGUGGCCCUGCUGCAAGUGCAAGCCAAGAACACGGUGGUGCAGGGGCUGGAGAAUGUGGAGGCGCUGGAGGGCGGCGAGGCGCUGUUUGAGUGCCAGCUGUCCCAGCCCGAGGUGGCCGCCCACACCUGGCUGCUGGACGACGAACCCGUGCGCACCUCGGAGAAUGCCGAGGUGGUCUACUUCGAGAAUGGCCUGCGCCACCUGCUGCUUCUCAAAAACUUGCGGCCCCAGGACAGCUGCCGGGUGACCUUCCUGGCUGGGGACAUGGUGACCUCUGCGUUCCUCACGGUCCGAGGCUGGCGCCUGGAGAUCCUGGAGCCGCUGAAGGACGCGGCGGUCCCGGCCGGCGCGCAGGCCCGCUUCACCUGCACGCUCAGUGAGGCGGUGCCGGUGGGAGAGGCAUCCUGGUACAUCAACGGCGCUGCGGUGCAGCCAGAUGAUGCUGACUGGAUGGUCACUGCCGACGGCAGUCACCACGCCCUGCUGCUGUGCGGUGCCCAGCCCCACCACGCCGGGGAGGUCACCUUCGCUUGCCGCGACGCCGUGGCCUCUGCGUGGCUCACCGUGCUGGGCCUCCCUGAGCCCCCAGAGGAUGCUGAGGUGGUGGCUCGCAGUGGCCACGCUGUGACACUGUCUUGGGCAGCUCCCACGAGCGAUGGAGGCGGUGGUCUCUGUGGCUACCGCGUGGAGGUGAAGGAGGGGGCCACAGGCCAGUGGCGGCUAUGCCACGAUCUGGUGCCUGGACCUGAGUGUGUCGUGGAUGGCCUGGCCCCCGGGGAGACCUACCGCUUCCGUGUGGCAGCCGUGGGCCCUGCGGGCGCCGGGGAGCCAGUGCACCUGCCCCAGACUGUGCAGCUUGAGCCACCAAAGCCUGUGCGUCCCCAGCCCUCAGCUCUUGAGAGCCGGCAGGUGGCAGCUGGUGAGGAUGUCUGUCUGGAGCUUGAGGUGGCCGCUGAGGCUGGCGAGGUUGUCUGGCACAGAGGGACGGAGCACAUCCAACCCAGCGGGCACUUCGAGGUGGUCUCCCAGGGUCGGCGACAGAUGCUGGUGAUCAGGGGCUUCACGGCAGAAGACGAGGGCGAGUACCGCUGUGGUCUGGCCCAGGACUCCACCUGCCCCGAGGCUGCUACCUUCCAGGUGGCGCUGAGCCCAGCCUCUGUGGAUGAGGGCCCUCCGCAGCCCAGCCUGCCCCCCGAGGCAGCUCAGGAGGGUGACCUGCACCUGCUGUGGGAGGCCCUGGCUCGAAAGCGUCGCAUGAGCCGUGAGCCCACGCUGGACUCCAUCAGCGAGCUGCCUGAGGAGGAUGGCCGCUCGCAGCGCCUGCCCCAGGAGGCAGAGGAGGUGGCACCUGACUUCUCCGAAGGCUACUCCACGGCUGAUGAGCUGGCACGCACCGGAGAGGCUGACCUUUCACACACCAGCUCUGAUGACGAGUCCCGGGCAGGCACCCCUUCCCUGGUCGCCUACCUCAAGAAGGCGGGGAGGCCAGGCAUGUCACCACUGGUCAGCAAGGUCGGGGCCCCAGGAGCCCCCUCUGUGAAGCCACAGGAGCAGCAGGAGCCACUGGCUGCUGUGCGCCCACCACUGGGAGACCUGAGCACCAAAGACCUGGGUGAUCCCUCAAUGGACAAGGCAGCUGUGAAGAUCCAGGCCGCCUUUAAGGGCUACAAGGUUCGGAAAGAGAUGAAGCAGCAGGAAGGGCCCGUGUUCUCCCACACAUUUGGGGACACUGAGGCACAGGUGGGGGAUGCCCUGCAGCUGGAGUGUGUCGUGGCCAGCAAGGCAGAUGUGCGAGCCCGCUGGCUGAAGGAUGGCGUGGAGCUGACUGAUGGGCGGCACCACCACAUUGACCAGCUUGGGGACGGCACCUGCUCUCUGCUGAUUACUGGCCUAGGCCGUGCUGAUGCUGGCCACUACACCUGCCAGGUGAGCAACAAGUUUGGCCAGGUAGCCCACAGUGCCUGCGUGGUGGUCAGUGGGACAGAGAGUGAGGCUGAGAGCUCCUCCAGCGGUGAGCUGGAUGAUACCUUCCGGCGGGCCGCCCGGCGGCUGCACCGGCUCUUCCGCACCAAGAGCCCGGCUGAGGUUUCAGACGAGGAGCUGUUCCUGAGUGCAGACGAGGGCCCUGCAGAGCCAGAGGAGCCCGCAGACUGGCAGACGUACCACGAAGAUGAGCAUUUCAUCCGCAUCCGUUUUGAGGCACUCACUGAGGCCCGCCAGGCGGUAACCCGCUUCCAGGAGAUGUUUGCCACGCUGGGCAUUGGAGUGGAGAUCAACCUUGUGGAGCAGGGGCCCCAGAAGGUGGAGAUGUGCAUCCGCAAAGAGGCCCCUACACCUGGGGCGCCUCCAGAGCCAGCGCCCAGCCUGCUGACUUCUGAUGCCGCCCCGGUGUUCCUGACCGAGUUGCAGAACCAAGAAGUGCAGGAUGGAUAUCCUGUGAGCUUUGACUGCGUGGUGACAGGUCAGCCCAUGCCCAGUGUGCGCUGGUUCAAGGAUGGGAAGUUGUUGGAGGAGAAUGACCACUACAUGAUUAAUGAAGACCAACAGGGUGGCCAUCAGCUCAUCAUCACAGCCGUGGUGCCAGCAGACAUGGGCGUCUACCGCUGCCUGGCUGAGAACAGCAUGGGGGUCUCCUCCACCAAGGCCGAGCUCCGUGUGGACUUGACAAGCACAGACUACGAAACUGCGGCAGAUGCCACGGAGACCUCGUCCUACUUCAGUGCCCAAGGCUACCUGUCCAGCCGGGAGCAGGAGGGGACAGAAUCCACCAGUGACGAAGGCCAGCUGCCCCAGGUGGUAGAGGAGCUGAGAGACCUCCGGGUAGCCCCUGGCACACGCCUGGCCAAGUUCCAGCUCAAGGUGAAAGGCUACCCAGCUCCCAGGUUAUACUGGUUCAAAGACGGCCAGCCCCUGACCGCAUCCGCCCACAUCCGCAUGACUGACAAGAAGACCCUGCACACCCUGGAGGUCAUGUCGGUCACCCGGGAGGACGCUGGCCAGUACGCGGCCUACAUCAGCAAUGCCACGGGCGCCGCCUACUCGUCUGCGCGGCUGCUGGUCCAAGGCCCCGAUGAACCAGAAGAGAAGCCUGCAUCAGAUGUGCGUAAGCAGCUGGUGCCACCCCGAAUCCUGGAGAGGUUCACCCCCAAGAAAGUGAAGAAGGGCUCCAGCAUCACCUUUUCUGUGAAGGUAGAAGGAUGCCCAGCACCCACCGUGCACUGGCUCAGGGAGGCGGCUGAGAGGGGCGUGCUGUGGAUUGGUCCCGACACACCGGGCUACACUGUGGCCAGCUCAGCACAGCAGCACAGCCUGGUCCUGCUGGACGUGGGCCGGGAGCACCAGGGCACCUACACGUGCAUCGCCAGCAACACCGCCGGCCAGGCCAUCUGCUCCGCCAGCCUGCACAUCUCUGGUCUGCCUAAGGCGGAGGAGCAGGAGAAAGUGAAGGAAGCGCUGAUUUCCACUUUCCUGCAGGGGACCACACCAGCCGUCUCAGCACAGGGGUUGGAACCUGUGGGUUUGGCUGACCUUGCAGGGCAGAGGAAAGGAGAGCCUCUGGCUGCCAAGGAGGCCUUGGGCCACCUAUCCCUCGCCGAGGUGGGCACAGAGGAGUUCCUGCAGAAACUGACCUCCCAGAUCACCGAGAUGGUAUCAGCCAAGAUCACGCAGGCCAAGCUGCAGGUGCCCGGAGGCGACAGCGACGAGGAGUCCAAGACGCCAUCUGCGUCCCCCCGGCACGGCCGGUCACGGCCGUCCUCCAGUGUCCAGGAGUCUUCCUCAGAGUCAGAGGACGGGGAUGCCCGAGGCGAAAUCUUUGAUAUCUACGUGGUCACCGCCGACUACCUGCCCCUGGGGGCCGAGCAGGACGCCAUUGCGCUGCGGGAAGGCCAGUAUGUGGAGGUCCUGGAUGCCGCCCACCCACUGCGCUGGCUGGUCCGCACCAAGCCCACCAAGUCCAGCCCCUCGCGGCAGGGCUGGGUGUCACCAGCCUACCUGGACAAGAGGCUCAAGCUGUCGCCCGAGUGGGGGGCCGCCGAGGCCCCCGAGCUCCCCGGGGAGGCGGUGUCUGAAGACGAGUACAAGCCAAGGCUGAGCUCUGUGAUCCAGGAGAUGCUGAGCUCUGAGCAGGCCUUCGUGGAAGAGCUGCAGUUCCUGCAGAGUCACCACCUGCAGCACCUGGAGCGCUGCCCACAUGUGCCCACGGCUGUGGCCAGCCAGAAAGCAGUCAUCUUCCGCAACGUACAGGAUAUCGCCCGCUUCCACAGCAGCUUCCUGCAGGAGCUGCGGCAGUGCGACACGGACGACGACGUGGCCAUGUGCUUCAUUAAGAACCAGGCGGCCUUUGAGCAGUACCUGGAGUUCCUGGUGGGCCGCGUGCAGGCUGAGUCGGUGGUCGUCAGCACAGCCGUCCAGGAGUUCUACAAGAAAUACGCGGAGGAGACCCUGUCGGCAGGAGACCCCUCUCGGCCCCCGCCACCGCCCCUGCAGCACUACCUGGAGCAGCCAGUGGAACGCGUGCAGCGCUACCAGGCCUUGCUGAAGGAGCUGAUCCGCAACAAGGCACGGAACAGACAGAACUGUGCGCUGCUGGAGCAGGCCUACGCCGUGGUGUCCGCCCUGCCGAAGCGCGCCGAGGACAAGCUGCACGUGUCCCUCAUGGAGAACUACCCCGGCACCCUGGAGGCCCUGGGCGAGCCCGUCCGCCAGGGCCACUUCAUCGUGUGGGAGGGUGCGCCGGGGGCCCGCAUGCCCUGGAAGGGCCACAACCGCCACGUGUUCCUCUUCCGCAACCACCUGGUGAUCUGCAAGCCCCGGCGGGACUCCCGCACCGACACCUUCAGCUACGUGUUCCGGAACAUGAUGAAGCUGAGCAGCAUCGACCUGAAUGACCAGGUGGAGGGGGACGAUCGCGCCUUCGAGGUGUGGCAGGAGCGGGAGGACUCCGUGCGCAAGUACCUGCUGCAAGCACGGACGACCAUCAUCAAGAACUCAUGGGUGAAGGAGAUCUGUGGCAUCCAGCAGCGUCUGGCCCUGCCUGUGUGGAGGCCCCCGGACUUUGAAGAGGAGCUGGCCGACUGCACGGCCGAGCUGGGCGAGACGGUCAAGCUGGCCUGCCGUGUCACAGGCACACCCAAGCCCAUCGUCAGCUGGUACAAAGAUGGGAAGCCAGUGGAGGUGGACCCCCACCACAUCCUCAUCGAGGACCCGGACGGCUCGUGUGCCCUCAUCCUGGACAGCCUGACCGGUGUGGACUCUGGACAGUACAUGUGCUUCGCAGCCAGUGCCGCUGGCACCUGUAGUACCCUGGGCAAGAUCCUGGUGCAGGUCCCACCACGGUUCGUGAACAAGGUCCGGGCCUCGCCCUUUGUGGAGGGAGAGGAUGCCCAGUUCACCUGCACCAUUGAAGGCGCACCGCACCCGCAGAUCAGGUGGUACAAGGACGGGGCCCGUCUGACCCCUGGCAGCAAGAUCCAGAUGCUGAGUGAUCCCCGCAGCGGCCUGCUGGUGCUGGUGAUCCGCGCAGCCAGCGAGGAGGACCUGGGGCUCUAUGAGUGUGAGCUGGUGAACCGGCUGGGCUCCGCGAGGGCCAGUGCGGAGCUGUGCAUUCAAAGCCCCGCACUGCAGGCCCGGGAGCAGCACCACGGGGAGCAGCUCGUGGCUGCCGUGGAAGACACCACCCUGGAGAAAGCGGACCAGGAGGUCACAUCCGUCCUGGAGAGACUGCUGGGCUCCAAGGUGCCAGGGCCCUCCACAGGGGACCUCACUGGCCCCGGCCCUGGCCCCUGCCCCGAGAUGGCACCUGCACUCCAGGAAGCUGGCUCCCAGCCCCCAGUCACUGGAACUUCAGAGGCACCCGCCGGGCCCCCGAGGAUGCCACAGCCCCUCCUCCACGAAGCCCCAGAGCAGGAGCCCAAGGCCCGUGCCAGAGCCCAGGAGCGGACUGUGCCCAUUCGGAUGGAGGGCACAGCCUGGUCCGGGGCAGGCACAGGGGAGCUGCUCUGGGACGUCCACAGCCACGUGGUCACAGAGACCAUGCAGAGGACCUACACAUACCGGGCCGUGGACACGCGCACCGCACGGCCCCCAUCCAUGCAGGUGACCAUCGAGGAUGUGCAGGCGCAGACAGGUGGCGCGGCCCAAUUCCAGGCUGUCAUUGAGGGCGACCCACAGCCCACAGUGGCCUGGUACAAGGACAGCAUCCAGCUGGUGGACAGCGCCCGGCUUAGCCAGCAGCAGGAAGGCACCACGUACUCCCUGGUGCUGAGGGAUGUGUCCUCAAAGGACGCCGGCGUCUACACGUGCCUGGCCCAAAACGCCGGCGGCCAGGUGCUCUGCAAGGCAGAGUUGUUGGUGCUUGGGGGGGACAGUGAGCUGGACUCGGAGAAGCAAAGCCCGCGGAGGAGGCUGCACUCCUUCUAUGAGGUCAAGGAGGAGAUCGGAAGGGGCGUGUUUGGCUUCGUGAAGAGAGUACAGCACAAAGGAAACAAGAUCUCCUGUGCUGCCAAGUUCAUCCCCCUGCGGAGCAGAACUCGGGCCCAGGCGUACAGGGAGCGAGACAUCCUGGCCACGCUGAGCCACCCGCUGGUCACAGGGCUGCUGGACCAGUUUGAGACCCGCAAGACCCUCAUCCUCGUUCUGGAGCUGUGCUCAUCUGAGGAGCUGCUGGACCGCCUGUUCAGGAAGGGCGUAGUCACAGAAGCCGAGGUCAAGGUCUACAUCCAGCAGCUGGCGGAGGGGCUGCACUACCUGCACAGCCACGGCGUCCUCCACCUGGACAUAAAGCCCCCUAACAUCCUGAUGCUGCAUCCUGCCCGGGAAGACAUUAAAAUCUGCGACUUCGGCUUCGCGCAGAGCAUCACCCCGGCAGAGCCGCAGUUCAGCCAGUACGGCUCCCCUGAGUUCGUCUCCCCCGAGAUCAUCCAGCAGACCCCUGUGAGCGAGGCCUCUGACAUCUGGGCCAUGGGUGUCAUCUCCUACCUCAGCCUGACCUGCUCGUCCCCGUUUGCCGGCGAGAGUGACCGUGCCACCCUCCUGAAUGUCCUGGAGGGACGUGUGUCAUGGAGCAGCCCCAUGGCUGCCCACCUCAGUGAAGACGCCAAGGACUUCAUCAAGGCUGCGUUGCAGAGGGCCCCGAGGGCCCGGCCCAGUGCAGCCCAGUGCCUCUCCCAUCCCUGGUUCCUGAAAUCCAUGCCUGCCGAGGAGGCCCACUUCAUCAACACCAAGCAGCUCAAGUUCCUCCUGGCCCGAAGCCGCUGGCAGCGUUCCUUGAUGAGCUACAAGUCCAUCCUGGUCAUGCGCUCCAUCCCUGAGCUGCUACAGGGCGCGCCCGACAGCCCCUCCCUCGGCGUGGCCCGGCACCUCCGCACAGACGCUGCUGGCUCCUCCAGUUCCUCCUCCUCCUCCGACAAUGAGCUCGCCCCGUUUGCCCGGGCCAAGUCGCUGCCACCCUCCCCGGUGACACACUCACCGCUGCUGCACCCCCGGGGCUUCCUGCGGCCCUCGGCCAGCCUGCCUGAGGAGGCCGAGGCCCCUGGUCCGCCCGCGUUGCCCGAGGGUGCUGGGCCACCAGCAGCCCAGGGCUGUGUGCCCCGGCACAGCGUCAUCCGAAGCCUGUUCUACCAGCAGGCAGGUGAGGGCCCCGAGCGCCGGGCCCUGGCCUCAGAGACCAGGCGGCACCCAGCCCGGCGGCGGCACCUGCUGAAGGGCGGGUACAUCGCGGGGGUGCUGCCGGGCCUGCGAGAGCCGCUGAUGGAGUACCGUUCGCUGGAGGAGGAGGCCGCCAGGGAGGAGCAGGCCACCCUCCUGGCCAAAGCUCCCUCCUUUGAGACCGCCCUCCGGCUGCCUGCCCCUGGCACCCACUCGGUCCCUGGCCGCAGCCGCUCCCUGGAACAUGACCCUCUGAGCACCCACCACCCCUCCCUGGGGGCCUGUGGUGAGGCACAGCAACUGCCUCCAGCCCCCUCCAGUGGGGGCCCUGCCAGGGACAUGGGGCACCCUCAAGGCUCUGAGCAGCUUCUGUCCACUGGAGGCCACUCAGGCACUGCUCAGCCAGAGGGGCCAUCCCUGGACAGCCCUUUGGGGCAGCCGGCCCCUUUCUGUCACCCCAAGCAGGGUUCUGGCCCCCAGGAGGGCUGCAGCCCCCACUGGGCACUUGCCCCACACCCUCCCAGCUCCUUCCCUCCAGGAUCUUGUGAAGAGGCCACCUCAGUACCCUCAAGCCACCUCCUGGGACAGCCUGAGGCACCCCCUGCCCCAGCCCAAGCAAGCCCCCUGCUAGACUCUAAGAUGGGGCCGAAACCCAGCCCCUGCAGUUCCCCAGGGCCAGCCCCCCAGGCGAGCUCUUCCCAAGUGAGCUCCCACAGGAUGGGCUCCCCGCAGGUGGGUGCAGAGCCUGGCCCCUCCCUGGAUGCUGAGGGCUGGUCCCAGGAGGCUGAGGAUCUCUCACCCACCCUGCAUCGGCCUCAGGAGCAGGCCACCACGCGGAAAUUCUCCCUGGGGCAUCAUGGGGGCUAUGCCGGCGUGGCUGGCUAUGGCACCUUUGCCUUCGGCGGGGAUGCGGGAGGCAUGCUGGGGCAAGGACCCAUGUGGGCCAGGAUGGCCUGGGCUGUGUCCCAGUCCUCGGAGGAGCAGGAGGAGGCUAGGGCUGAGAGCCUGCCGCCCCAGGCCAGUCCAAGGCCCAUGCCUGAGGCCGGCAGGACUCCCUCCAGGACCUCUCUAGAGCCCACCCCAUGGGAGGACACCGGGCAGGUCUCCCUGGUCCAGAUCCGGGACCUGUCAGGUGACACAGAGGCGGCCGACACAGUAUCCUUGGACAUUUCCGAGGUAGACCCUGCCUACCUCAACCUCUCGGACCUGUACGACAUCAAGUACCUCCCGUUCGAGUUUAUGAUCUUCAGGAAAGUCCCCAAGCCGGCUCAGCCACAGCCACCCUCGCCCAGGGCUGAGGAGGAGCUGGCUGAGAUCCCAGAGCCUGAGUGGCUCUGGCCAGGCAAACUGGGCCCCCAGGCGGGCCUGGAGAUCACGGAGGGGCCAGAGGACGUGGAGGCGCUGCUGGCGGAGGCUGCCGCGGGCAGGAAGCGCAAGUGGAUCUCACCGUCUCGCGGCCUCUUCCGCCUCCCUGGGAGGCACCUGCCGCUGGCCGAGCCGUCGGAGCUGGGGCUGCGUGAGAAAGUGAAGGCCUCCAUGGAGCACAUCUCCCGGAUCCUGAAGGGCAGGCCGGAAGGUCUGGAGAAGGAGGGGCCCCCCAGGAAGAAACCAGGCCUUGCUUCUUUCCGGCUCUCAGGUCUGAAGAGCUGGGACCGAGCGCCGACAUUCCUAAGGGAGCUCUCAGAUGAGACUGUGGUCCUGGGCCAGUCAGUGACUCUGGCCUGCCAGGUGUCGGCCCAGCCAGCUGCCCAGGCCACCUGGAGCAAAGACGGGGUCCCCUUGGAGAGCAGCAGCCACACCCUCAUCUCGGCCACCCACAAGAACUUCCAGUUUCUGACCAUCCUGGUGGUGGCAGCUGAGGACCUGGGUGCGUACACCUGCAGCGUGAGCAAUGUGCUGGGGACGGCGGCCACCACGGGCAUCCUCCGGAAGGCAGAGCGCCCCUCGUCCUCGCCAUGCCCGGACAUCGGGGAGGUGUACGCGGACGGGGUACUGCUGGUCUGGAAGCCCGUGGAGUCCUAUGGCCCCGUCACCUACAUUGUGCAGUGCAGCCUAGAAGGCGGCAGCUGGACCACACUGGCCUCCGACAUCUUUGACUGCUGCUACCUGACCAGCAAGCUCUCCCGGGGCGGCGUGUACACCUUCCGCACGGCAUGCGUCAGCAAGGCAGGCAUGGGCCCCUACAGCACCCCCUCGGAGCAAGUCCUCCUGGGAGGGCCCAGCCACCUGGCCUCUGAGGAGGAGAGCCAGGGGCGGCCAGCCCAACCCCUGCCCAGCACACAGACCUUCGCGUUCCAGACACAGAUCCGGAGGGGCCGGUUCAGUGUGGUGCGGCAGUGCUGGGAGAAGGCCAGUGGGCGGGCACUGGCUGCCAAGAUCGUCCCCUACCAGCCCAAGGACAAGACAGCCGUGCUGCGUGAAUACGAGGCCCUCAAGGGCCUGCGCCACCCGCACCUGGCCCAGCUGCACGCAGCCUACCUCAGCCCCCGGCACCUGGUGCUCAUCUUGGAGCUGUGCUCUGGGCCCGAGCUGCUCCCCUGCCUGGCUGAGAGGGCCUCCUACUCAGAAUCCGAGGUGAAGGACUACCUGUGGCAGAUGCUGAGCGCCACCCAGUACCUGCACUCCCAGUGCAUUCUGCACCUGGAUCUGAGGUCCGAGAACAUGAUCAUCACCGAAUACAACCUGCUCAAGGUCGUGGACCUGGGCAAUGCACAGAGCCUCAGCCAGGAGAAGGUGCUGCCCUCGGAGAAGUUCAAGGACUACCUAGAGACCAUGGCUCCAGAGCUCCUGGAGGGUCAGGGGGCUGUUCCGCAGACAGACAUCUGGGCCAUUGGUGUGACAGCCUUCAUCAUGCUGAGCGCUGAGUACCCGGUGAGCAGCGAGGGUGCACGCGACCUGCAGAGAAGCCUGCGCAAGGGGCUGCUCCGCUUGAGCCGCUGCUACGCUGGGCUGUCCGGGGGCGCCGUGGCCUUCCUGCGCAGCACGCUGUGCGCCCAGCCCUGGGGCCGGCCCUGCGCGUCCAGCUGCCUGCAGUGCCCGUGGCUGACAGAGGAGGGCCCGGCCUGCUCGCGGCCCGCGCCCGUGACCUUCCCUACCGCGCGGCUGCGCGCCUUUGUGCGCGAGCGCGAGAAGAGACGGGCGCUGCUGUACAAGAGGCACCACCUGGCCCAGGUGCGCUGAGGGUCGCCCGACCCCCUCGCUGCAGACGCGCCAAUAAAAACGCACAGCUGGCGCGCCUCCGUC
Messenger RNA from Cebus imitator (Panamanian white-faced capuchin), 26898 nucleotides. RefSeq names its product obscurin, cytoskeletal calmodulin and titin-interacting RhoGEF (gene OBSCN). The record is from RefSeq and is a predicted model, not a curated record. Lineage: Eukaryota; Metazoa; Chordata; Mammalia; Primates; Cebidae. Bases 181 to 26835 code for a protein of 8884 amino acids. Gene Ontology annotation, biological process: protein phosphorylation. Gene Ontology annotation, molecular function: ATP binding; protein binding; guanyl-nucleotide exchange factor activity. The transcript has 117 exons.